Chrysoperla carnea is the source of this 562-nucleotide messenger RNA. It is a transcript of the gene Pomp, whose product is annotated as proteasome maturation protein. Gene Ontology annotation, cellular component: cytoplasm; nucleus. The coding region runs from base 118 to 543 and encodes 141 amino acids. The record is from RefSeq and is a predicted model, not a curated record. The transcript is spliced from 3 exons. NCBI's taxonomy places the organism in Eukaryota, Metazoa, Arthropoda, Insecta, Neuroptera, Chrysopidae. Gene Ontology annotation, biological process: proteasome assembly.
CGACAAAGAAAUAUUUUAGUUUAAAAGUUUGUCGUUAUUGUUAAAAUUGUCAAUUCAUCUUUCAAUUACUAGUUUACUGUGUUUUCUCGUUUCUGAAAUUAAAGAAAAUUUAUCAAAAUGAGUUUUGGAUUACCAUCAUUAAAACCGAAAGGUUAUGGACCUGAAAAUUUAGGAAUAAGUGAAGGAUUUCUAGGUGUUCCUGAAGUGAUGGUACAUGGUGCCAAAGGAGCACGAGCAGCCGUCGAACCAGUGCAUCCUUUACAACAUGCUUUAGCCACUGCCACACGACAUCAAAAUCAACUAAAUAUGGCAAUUUUACGAAGUACACAAGGUCUACAUGCACCUUUACGCAUCGCCAUGGAAUUAAAAGCUGUUAAUCAAACUGGACAUUUGCCAUUUUUACCUUCAACAAAUGUUUUGAGAGAUUCGCUUACAGGACGCGAUUUAGAAAUUGGAUUUGAGGAUAUUUUCAAUACUGGUGAAUUUAGGGAACAAUUAAUCCAACCACAUGCUAUGGUCGAAAAGAAAUUAAAUUUAAUUUAAAUAGAAUUUUAAUAACAUU